UGUCCACCACAAUCAGUACUGACGCACCACUUUACCAAUCAACUCACCACACACUUCAAGAGACCAGACCAGAGGUUUUCCUAGACUGACCAACAGAGCACACCAUUCAGCAGACAGUGCCAUGCACCUCCUAGCAAAGAGCUGCAUUCCAAACAGAGGUCCCUCAACCUCCUGAACGUUGCCUCUCUAGCAGCUAAGAAUGCUGGGAAUGUGUCGUGGGCGCAGGAAGUUCCUGGCUGCCACCCUGGCCCUGCUCUUUAUCCCGGCUCUUACUUGGCUUUACCUGUCCGCUGCCAACUUCACAGUAAAGCCACUGGCUCUGUCUCCACUGGAGCCUCAGUCCUCCACGCUGGCUUUGGAGCUGCGGGUUCGUGAGGUGGAGGAGGAAAACCGAGUGCUCAGGAAAGAACUGAGUCAGCCACCUAAAAACCCCAACCACAAUAAACAGCACGCCAUCGGACACCAUGCCAACCAAUCUCAUGCCCAUGUCAGCAAUACAAGACAUGCAGAGGCUCAAAAUGGUGUGGCCCCGGCGAAUGGCUCGGACUGUGUGUCUCAACCUGUGGUGGACAAGUGUGAGACAAUUCACAUGGCCAUAGUGUGUGCUGGCUACAAUGCUAGCAGAGAUGUGGUGACACUGGUGAAAUCUGUCCUGUUCCAUAGACGGAACCCUCUCCACUUCCACUUCAUCACAGACUCCAUAGCCCAGCAGAUCCUGUCCUCCCUCUUCCACACCUGGAUGGUGCCAGCUGUUCAAGUGGACUUUUACGAUGCUGAUGAACUGAAGUCUGAGGUGUCGUGGAUCCCUAACAAGCAUUACUCUGGUAUCUAUGGACUGAUGAAGCUGGUUCUGACCAAGACGCUGCCCUCUGACCUGCAGAAAGUCAUCGUUCUGGAUACGGACAUCACCUUCGCUACAGAUAUCGCUGAACUGUGGGCCGUCUUUCACAAGUUUAAAGGUCAGCAGGUGUUGGGGUUGGUGGAGAAUCAGAGUGACUGGUAUUUAGGGAACUUGUGGAAGAACCAUCGGCCCUGGCCAGCUCUUGGCAGAGGCUUCAACACUGGUGUGAUUCUGCUGCUGCUGGAUCGUUUGAGGAAGCUCAGAUGGGAGCAGAUGUGGAGACUGACAGCCGAGAGAGAGCUGAUGAGCAUGCUGUCUACAUCCCUCGCAGAUCAGGACAUCUUCAACGCUGUGAUCAAACAGAACCCCUUCCUAGUGCACCAGCUGCCCUGCUUCUGGAACGUCCAGCUGUCUGAUCACACCCGCUCUGAGAAGUGCUACAGAGACGUGUCCGAUCUCAAGGUGAUCCAUUGGAACUCUCCUAAGAAGCUCCGGGUGAAGAACAAGCACGUGGAGUUCUUCAGGAACCUUUAUCUGACCUUCCUAGAGUAUGAUGGGAAUUUGCUGAGGAGGGAGCUGUUUGGCUGCCCCAGUGAGACCGACCACAACAGUGAGAAUCUUCAGAAGACUCUGCUGGAGCUGGAUGAGGACGACCCGUGCUACGAGUUUCGGCGUGAGCGCUUUACUGUGCACCGUACACACCUUUACUUCCUGCACUACGAGUACGAACCCAGCACUGACCAGACUGAUGUUACCUUUGUGGCCCAGCUCUCCAUGGACAGACUGCAGAUGCUGGAGGCCAUCUGUAAACACUGGGAAGGUCCCAUCAGUCUGGCUCUGUACCUGUCUGACGCCGAGGCACAGCAGUUCCUGCGUUACGCUCAGGGCUCCGAGGUGCUGAUGAGCAGAAGCAACGUGGGGUAUCACAUCGUCUACAAAGAGGGUCAGUUCUACCCCGUCAACCUCUUACGCAACGUUGCUAUGAGACAGGUCAACACGCCCUAUAUGUUCCUGUCCGACAUCGACUUCCUGCCCAUGUAUGGGCUCUACGAGUACCUCAGGAGGUCUGUGGUACAGCUGGACAUGGCGCACACUAAGAAGGCUCUUGUGGUUCCUGCGUUUGAGACACUUCGGUACCGACUGUCCUUUCCUAAAUCCAAGGCUGAGCUUCUGUCCCAGCUUGAUAUGGGCACUCUGUUCACCUUCAGGUAUCAUGUAUGGACAAAAGGACACGCUCCGACUAACUUUGCUAAAUGGAGGACAGCCACGACACCAUACAGAGUGCAGUGGGAGGCUGACUUUGAGCCGUACGUGAUUGUGAGGAGGGACAGUCCUGAGUACGACCGCAGGUUUGUGGGGUUCGGCUGGAACAAAGUGGCCCACAUUAUGGAACUGGAUGCUCAGGAAUACGAGUUUGUGGUUCUACCUAACGCCUACAUGAUUCACAUGCCCCACGCACCGAGCUUUGACAUUACCAAGUUUCGCUCAAACGAGCAGUACCGGGCAUGCCUCAAGACUCUUAAAGAGGAGUUUCAGCAGAACAUGUCCCGCCGCUACGGAUUCGCUGCCCUCAAAUACAUGACAGCGGAGAAUAACAGCUAG
Messenger RNA from Trichomycterus rosablanca, 2443 nucleotides. RefSeq names its product xylosyl- and glucuronyltransferase LARGE1-like. Gene Ontology annotation, biological process: protein O-linked glycosylation via mannose. The record is from RefSeq and is a predicted model, not a curated record. The transcript is spliced from 15 exons. Gene Ontology annotation, molecular function: xylosyltransferase activity; glucuronosyltransferase activity. NCBI's taxonomy places the organism in Eukaryota, Metazoa, Chordata, Actinopteri, Siluriformes, Trichomycteridae. The coding region runs from base 200 to 2443 and encodes 747 amino acids. Gene Ontology annotation, cellular component: Golgi apparatus.